This is a messenger RNA of Penicilliopsis zonata CBS 506.65, 2001 nucleotides long. RefSeq lists its product as hypothetical. Lineage: Eukaryota; Fungi; Ascomycota; Eurotiomycetes; Eurotiales; Aspergillaceae. The record is from RefSeq and is a predicted model, not a curated record. Gene Ontology annotation, molecular function: GTP binding; GTPase activity. The transcript has a single exon. Gene Ontology annotation, biological process: ribosomal subunit export from nucleus. Gene Ontology annotation, cellular component: cytosol. Bases 1 to 2001 code for a protein of 666 amino acids.
AUGGUUCUCGCAAAGUCUAAGAACUCCGUGGGGCUGGGCAACAGUCUCAUGAACGAUCGCUUCGGCAAAGGCAGGGCUUCCAACCAGAAGAAGGCCUCCCACAAUGCUGGUAUCGUCCGCAAGGGAGUCGACGGUGACUCGUACGUCACGAACGCACACAAAGAGGCAUCAUGGGUGAAGAUGCGCAGUAUCACGGAGCAAGCUGCUCUGGAUGAGUUUCUAAGCACCGCUGAGCUAGCCAAUACCGAUUUCACCGCCGAGAAAAUCAACAACAUCAAGAUCAUCCACACCGACCAAAAGAACCCUUACCUGCUGUCUGCCGCAGAGGAGAAAUCCACGGCUAAGAAGCACCAGCAGAACAAAGGCCGGUUGACGGUUCCGAGAAGACCGGGAUGGGACGAGCACACAACCCCGCAGCAGCUCGAAAUGAUGGAGAAGGAAAGCUUCUUGCAGUGGAGGAGAGGCCUGGCAGAGUUGCAGGAGAACCACGAUCUCCUGAUGACACCGUUUGAGAGAAAUCUGGAAGUCUGGAGGCAGUUGUGGCGAGUCAUCGAACGUUCCGAUCUUGUAGUUCAGAUUGUCGAUGCUCGAAACCCGUUGCAAUUCCGGUCCGAAGAUCUCGAGAAUUACGUGAAAGAGAUCGAUCCGAAGAAGAGAAACUUGCUACUCGUCAACAAGGCUGAUAUGCUGACGGAACGGCAACGCGAGACGUGGGCGGACUACUUUGAGCGGAACAAUAUCAGUUUCCGGUUCUUUUCCGCUCAUUUGGCCAAGGAGCGGCUGGAGGCAGGGCUCCAAGACGAGGAGGACUCGGAGAGCGAUAGCGAGGAUGAGCUCACUAGCUCAGCGCAGAAGAUGAAUCUGCAGGAAGAGCAAGAUAACGAUGACUCAGACGCCGCAGACCAAGGCAAUGAGCUUCCUGCUGAACCCAAGUCGGCUAGCAAAACUCAUAUUCUCGAUGUGGAUGAACUGGAAGAGCUCUUCCUUUCCAAUACUCCGGACUUCCUUCCCACUGGCGAUGACUCCGAAGAGGCCGCGCCGAAAAAGACAACCAUUGGUCUUGUCGGAUACCCCAACGUCGGUAAAUCUAGCACCAUCAACGCACUUCUCGGAGCGAAAAAGGUGUCUGUCUCCGCCACGCCUGGUAAGACCAAGCACUUCCAGACGCUCUACCUUUCGCCGGAGAUUAUGCUCUGCGACUGUCCCGGUCUGGUGUUCCCCAACUUUGCGACGACCAAGGCCGAGCUGGUAGUCAACGGCGUGCUGCCGAUCGACCAACAGCGCGAGUUCACGGGGCCAGCUGGUCUGGUCGCGCAACGCAUCCCGAAACAUUUCCUGGAAAACCUGUACGGUGUGAAGAUCAACACCCGGCCCAUCGAGGAAGGCGGCACAGGGAUUCCCACCGCGAGCGAGAUGCUGCGCGCGUAUGCACGAGCCCGCGGUUUCGCUACCACAGGCCAAGGCCAACCAGACGAAUCCCGCGCCGCUCGGUACGUACUCAAGGACUACGUCAACGGCAAGCUGCUUUUCUGCAACCCGCCUCCCGCGCGCGAGGGCGACGAGCCCAUCGACCCGCUCGAGUACAACAAGGAGCACUACGAUUUCGCGAACCUCCCUGCCCGCCGACAGAUGAUGAUCGCCAAGUCGAAGGCAGCGCAGCUCGAAGGUCUCGAUCUGGACGAUCUAGACGUAGACAUCGGGGUCUUGCCUGCCGCGGCACCCGUGCAAGGCAAACUGUCGCGUAAUCUCGACACGGGCUUCUUUGGACCUUCAUCGAAGGGGUCUGAGGCUCACCUGUCACUGCCGUUCAAUGCCCCGUACACGGCGCAGGGCCAGCAGAUGCGUAAGCACCUGACGGGACGUAAGGAGCGAAUGAUGAUUGCGCUGGAACGCGGGGUGGACGUGUCGGAGGUGCGAGGGCCCUCCAAGAAGCAUUUCAAGGGCAACAAGCGCACCAAGGUCAAGGGCAAGGGCAAGGUCAAGGAUGACGAUGACUUCUAG